This is a messenger RNA of Dreissena polymorpha, 937 nucleotides long. RefSeq lists its product as uncharacterized. The record is from RefSeq and is a predicted model, not a curated record. The transcript is spliced from 3 exons. Lineage: Eukaryota; Metazoa; Mollusca; Bivalvia; Myida; Dreissenidae. The coding region runs from base 170 to 679 and encodes 169 amino acids.
GUUUCAUUAACGGUUGCAGCGCAGUUGCAGUUGCAAUUUUGCUAAUAAUUGCAACUUGCAACCUUGUGUCCGUUUCAUUAAAAAGUUGCAGUUGCAACGUGCACCUGCUGGUUGCAAAUUUGUAUAGCGCGUUUGCAACUGCCAGUAAGGUGGUGCAGACGGUAGUAAAAUGGCCGAAAUUGAAGCUUAUGUACGCUUACAGCGACGGAAUCGGCGAAAUGUGAGACAAUUCCGUCCUCGCAUUCAAUUCGUGAAUGUUCGAGACAUGGACUUUGUGUCAAGGUAUCGGGUUGACCGCGCUACGGCCCAAGAAUUGAUUGAAAUAGUUGGGCAGGAUUUAUCCCGCGGGACUCAGGGAGGACACUCCAUACCUCCUGACACACAGCUGCUGUUGAGUCUGAGAUACUUAGCCAAAGGGGCGUUUUACAGUGAAGUCGCAGACACUCAUGGUGUAAGCAGAAGCACAGUUUGCAGAGUAAUUGGCCGAGUUGUCAAUAGUAUAAAUGCAAAUAUUGACAAUAUAAGGCAGGCCCGGCAAACCUUCGUCUCCCAUGGGUCCUUUAGCUCCACCAUAGCUGAAGCCUGGUUCACCCACACGACCCUUGAAACCCGGAAGACCGCUAACACCGCCGUCCCUACACAUUCCUUUGAGUCACGGACGGCCUGGCUGACCGGAUAGCUCGUUCUCUUCACGAAUAAUCUGGAGACCUGUGUAGAGAGAAACUGUGACCUUCACUAUAAUCCUGGGCAAAAACAUUUAUAGAAUGAUAUUGGCAGCUCUCUAAAAGAUCAUUAUUGAUAAGCUCAAAUUUAACACUUUAUUCGCAUACUGUUCUUUAGACCAAUGAGAACAUCAUUGUUGGUUAAAAACCAAAAUUUAAAUCAAACUACAUGUAUGUCUUAGAAUAGUUCAAACAAUUAUACCAUUAUUUCAAUU